Molecule: messenger RNA, 527 nt
Organism: Formica exsecta
Lineage: Eukaryota; Metazoa; Arthropoda; Insecta; Hymenoptera; Formicidae
Exons: 3
Coding region: 88-480 (130 amino acids)
Molecular function (GO): protein binding
Source: RefSeq, a predicted model, not a curated record
AAAAGGUUUUUUAAAAUAAUAAAACAAUUGAAUUGAAAGAAGAUUUUAUACUUCCAGAUUUGGGAUAUCAGAGUUUCGACUGGUUCGAUGAGGGUAAUCAAAGGUCCUCAUAUAUGCGGUGAUGCCAUCGAUAUAUGUGAAACGCGCAUCCUUACAGGCUCUUGGGUAGUGCGUGAUAGUCUACAAAUAUGGGAUCUGAUGAGCGCGAAACUCAUCGAAACGAUAAAUCCGCAAAACAGAUUGUCGACUUUGAACGGCGAAUUUCUUUAUGCAGUACAAUAUUUUGAUGGGGAUCCCUAUGGUGAUCUUAUCCUGACUGGAGGCUCCGGUACUGGUGCACUUGAAGUGAUUAGUUUAAAAGAAAAGAAGGUAAUGGGAAGUAUCAGUGUAAGCAAGCCGAUUUUUACCAUAGACAGCCACCAGACUACAAUAAUAUUUGGUGGCAUAGAAUCUGUGUUAAGACUUGGAGAUUAUUAUUGAUGUAAUAUCGUACUGAUCAAGUUAUUAAAUCUUAUUAAAUAAUAUAA